AUGUCUGUGGCAGCAACGGGUGCAGUGCUCAACUUUGUUGUAAUCAUUGCCAUGGCUAUUGAUCCUUUGAAAAUACUUCGCAAAGGACCAUGGCUAACUAUUCUCAACCUGGCAAUUGCAGACUUCAUUUCAUGUAUAUCGUGCUUCUUUUUAUGGGGAGUGAUAUUUUUCAUCCCUAAAAGCGAGUUAUACGAUGACAUCACCAUUAUUGGCUGGGGUUUUGGUUCUUCCGCUUCGUUCUUAUGGUUGACAUUUCUCUCUGUACAAAUUUUCGCAAUUACAAAAUUUCCGCUCAAAAGUCGCCAUUGGUUCACCGCUCUAAAGAUCGUAUUGGUUGGCAUAGCAGUUUGGCUCUUCGCAUUUUUAUUGGGUCUCAGUCUUAUCACCUACCGUUUCCAUUUGCCAUUAACGAUCAACUUAAAAAUUUGGACAGCUAAAAUGGGCGUAUUACAAAUCGCCCUUGUCAUUCAAAUAGUCUUGAAUAUCCAAGUUGCGAUCGAGAUAAUUCGAAGUGGACGAAGCACUGGAAAUCCUCAAAAUGCCAAACACAAGAAUAUCGCAAAGACUGUGAUCAUUCUUACACUGAUUCUCUUCCUCACCGCCUUUCCUUAUUUCUUAUUCAAACAACUAGAGUUAUUGGCAAGACUGGGAUACUUUGAUCAAGAUGAAACCGCCCGAGUAUUGCAUUACCUCUCCUAUUACUACGCACCAAUCGCCAUGCUAAAUUUCGCGGCUAACCCAAUUCUAUAUGCCCUACGUCUACCCGACUACAGGCAAACUUUGCUCGCUUUCGUUGGGAAAACCAGGUCGUCACAGUUAACAAAUGCGUUCUCCUUGAAAAGUCAAAAAAUAAAUAUGUCUGAAAUAAGUGAAAGGCACACUCUAACUUGA
Paramuricea clavata is the source of this 891-nucleotide messenger RNA. Lineage: Eukaryota; Metazoa; Cnidaria; Anthozoa; Malacalcyonacea; Plexauridae. The record is from the annotation of a GenBank genome assembly.